Messenger RNA from Toxotes jaculatrix (banded archerfish), 5395 nucleotides. RefSeq names its product mucin-5AC (gene prr36a). The coding region runs from base 335 to 4990 and encodes 1551 amino acids. The record is from RefSeq and is a predicted model, not a curated record. Lineage: Eukaryota; Metazoa; Chordata; Actinopteri; Toxotidae. The transcript is spliced from 6 exons.
GCCCCCCCCCCCGCCCGGGUCCAUCCUUCAUGAAGGGGAGCAGCCUGCCGCCGCCUGCCGCUGCUCAAACGUGGAGGGAAGGACGCGGAGAGGGACGCCCGCCGCUGAUUGCGCGGCUCUAUUGUUAGUCCGGUGAAAUUUACGGCUUUGUCGACAUAUUUAGUGCAUUUUACCUCCGUGCAGGACACAAAGGGAGGGACUGUUUGUUUCUCCCGGAGUCUUCAGGAGCAGAAGCAGCGUUUGAAAGGACAUUAAAGUGUGAGAGGAACUGGCCAUUCAAGCUACCUAACAGCAGCAACAUCACGCCCUAGCAUCCACACCUUAGGAGGAGGGGAUGAAACCGGAUGGGGUUACCAUGGAAACCACGGAGCCCACCGAAGCUGCAGCAGUAGCAGAGCCCUCCUUAUCGCAGGACAACAUAACAGAACAAGCAUCGUCUCAGCCAGAGGAAGCUGCAAAUGAUGCAGCGCCUGGGGCUGCUCCGAAGGCCAAUGGUAAGCCAGUGGGAGCAGACUCCAGAGUCAAACCAAAAGCUGUUGCAACUAAAACUCAGCACACAGCCAAAUCUGCAGGGGCUUCUGGAUCCAGCUCACGGCCAGGUACUGCCUCGCACCGCACGAUGAAUGAUGUCAAAUCCUCUAAUAGUGUUUCUGCAGCUGCAGUCAAGAAAACGACAGCAACUGCAGCGAAAGCAUCAGCAGGAGCUGUACCUAAAAGACCACUGGGUGUAGCAGCAGUUUCCACUACAGUCAAGAACCAAAGUAGAGUGCCUGACAAGAAGCCUGUUGGAUCUACCAGGACUACCUCUGUUGCUGCUGCCUCAGUAACAAAUGGUACCAAACCAACAGCAGCAAAUGGCACUCCUAAGAAGAGACCAGCGGCUGAGACUGUUACUGUAGCAAGACCUAAAACCACAGCUGCUACCAGCAGGCCAGUGGCGUCCACUGCCCCAAAACCCAACACUUCAACCACAACAAGAGCUGGUGGCGCUGCUGCUGCUGCUUCAAAGACCACAAGGCCCGCUACAGCUCCCGCAACAGCUCGACCCCCAUCCACCACAUCUAGGCCCACCACAGCUACAACCAAGCCCUCCACCACUGCGACUACCAAAACUGCAGCUUCUAGAGUUACCGUAGCACCCUCUACUGGCAGGACCACAGCAGCACAGCCUCCCAAAGCUGCUGCUGCUAAGAAAGAUGUUAGUCGACCACCUUCUACGACAGUGGCCAAGAAACCUACAACAGCUACAACGUCAGCUGCUACCAAAAAACCUGAACCCUCUAAACCCAUGGCCACCGUAAAGCUCAACUCUGCCUCCAAAUUAUCGGCAACAGCAAAGGCAACUGACCCCAAGGUGUCACAGUCCAAAACUCAACAGCCUGCGAAAUCUCCCACAAAGAAACCUGUAGCUGCUGGUUGGUUCCCCGCCCUUAAUAAACCACCCCUCGGUCGAACCCCACCUGCCUCUCCAGCCAACAAACCUGCAAAUGGCGGCACUUCUCAGGCAAAACGAGGGACAAAACCCACUCAGGCUGUUCCACCUUUCACUGCUGUCAAGAAGACAGGGGUUGCAAAGACUGCCACGCCUGCUGUAGAAACACAGAGUGCUGCCGGUGCAGCAGCAGUGGUGGCAGCUGCCACAGCAGUGACUGUUCUCGCAGAAACACAAGCAGAGACUACAGUGGCCUUACCACAAGGAUCAAUCCUUGCUGCCUCUGCACCAGAGGAGGUCCCUCCCCCAGUCUUGGCACAGGAAGCCCCCCCAGAGGUGUUACCUCAAGAGACUUCACAAAGCCAUGCAGCUGCUCCCUCUCCUCCACAAAGCCCUGUCAGGACAGCCUUACCACAAAUAUCUCCACCCCAAGAACAGCUUGAAAGCAGUGCUCCCUUACUAACAAUGCAGGAGCAGAUCCCUGCCUCAGCUGAGCCUACAUUACCACCUGUGGCCUCCCCUCCAGACCAGUCCGAAGAGCCUGUUUACUUGUUAACAAACCAGACCCCCUCCACAUCUAAAGCCCUCCCCGCAGCAGCAAAUGCCAUCCCUCAGAUAGUUCCUCCCACCAAUCUAAAUGAGGAAGAGGACGAAGAGGAGAAGGAGGGGAGCCAGGUGGUUUCUGUGUCUGAAAUGAGUGGGACCACACAGCCCACAGAAGAGUCCCGUCCUGGGUCGGCUGGACCAGUAGGGGGGUCUGCUUGGCGAGCGAGUGGCGCCUUGCUCUCUGAGCUGGAUUCUGAGGAUGUAAGUGGCAGCCAGCAGGGUGCGUCUGAACUGAGCGCCCCUGGUGUCCUGGAGGGCACAGAGAGCAUGGAUGAUCUGGGAGAUGGCAGUCUCAAAGGAGCCAUAGACAUGGAGGGAGCCUCAGCAGGUUCCCCAGACUUUGAGAAGGUUCCCGACAUACCAGUUAAUGACUUUGAUGAGGAUGAAGAUGAUGACGACGAUGAUAAUGAUCGGGUGUGUGACAUGGACGUGGGCUCAGAGCGGACAGACGAACCGCAGAGACCCAGGCAUGACAACGAUGUGGAUGAUGAGGAGGAGGAUGAAGAUGUGGAGAUGGCCAGUGAGGGGGUGACAGAGAGUGGGCUGGAAAGCUAUGGGAAUGCAGAUGAGGAUGACUUUGCUGAGGAUGAGAGGCUGGACAACUUGAACAGAGUGGUCCAGCCGCCACCUCCCCCUCCUCUGCUGCCCUCUGCCCCAGCUGCUCAGUGGGAUCAACCAAAUCCCUUUGCUGAUCCCUGGGCAGAACCUCUUCAGCCACAGCAGGUUCUCGAGCACGUCUCUCAGGUGGCAGGAGCAGCUGCAGCGAGUCCUUUGGCAGACCCCUGGCAAGCAGACUCUGAGACCCCAACUCAGACCCCAGCCCAAGCCUGGCUAGAACUAGGCUCUGCUCCUUUUGUUAUUGAAAACCAAGAAGCUCCCCAUCAUUCCUCUGUCAAAGAUAAGCCGCAAAAUCUAGAGGCCCGAAUGUACUUAGAUCAGCCCAGUUCAGCCCCGAUGCAGACCCCAGCCCCAGCCCCAGCUCCCCUCUCCGCCCCAGGAAUGUCUCUGUCAAGCACCCUGAGCAGUGAGACCAGUACACCUGAAGAACUCUGUGACUACAAUCGAGACAGGAAGCUCCAGCUUCAUGAUGUGCAAGCCCCAGUGCUUUCUCUCCAGCCUGACCUGGACUACCAGGACCUGGGUAUCCACUUGGAGAGAGGAGACAGGGAGGGAGAGGAGGAGGCAGAGGCAGAGACCCUCCCAGCUGAUGAAGUCCUGGGAGGCCCGGCGACUGCUCCCACAUCCAACCCCUCCUCAUCCUCAGUAACAGAGGACGAGGCCAGUGACACAGAGGGAGAAGCUCAGUUGGAUGAUUCUUUGGAGAGUCCAGCGAUCAGCCACAUGACCUUCGACAGCCAGCCUCCCCCGCAGCGCUGCCUAUCCACUGUGGAAGAGGGAGAGGAGGCUGAGAUGGAGGAGGUCGGUGCAGGUGAAGACACCACCCCACCUUCAGCUACCUCGUUGGCAUCUUAUGGCUUUGACACCACGACCACUGCUUCAAACUCCAACGCCCAGUCCACAGGGGAGAGCUGCAUCAAGAGCCCUGGUAUCUUCUCCCUGGAGGAGCUACCUGAGGAGGCCAAGGAGCCCUGUCUCCUCCCGCAACCUCACACCCAGCCAUGCCUCGCAGAGCAGCAGUACAUCGAGUGUGGGAAACAGGAAGCAGAGUCAGCUGAGCUUGUCCAAGAGGAAGUGCCAGGGUCAGAAGAAGCCCUGGACCCUUCGUCAACUCUCUGCACUUUGCAGCAACCGGAGGAGACCCCAGAUGACAUCCAGCCUCCCUACUAUUCUGCUAUCUGUGAAAAGACUGAGAACUCUUUUGCAGGCUUCACUGCACUACCGCACCCUCACCGCCGCGAUCCCUCAGCUUACCCCAGAACCUACUGCGACAUCGUCAAACCCUUUGGCGCCUCGGUUACCCCGCCGAAGCUGACCUGUGCUGACCUCCCACCCAGGAGCCGUGGGCAGCAGGCGUUGAGCCCCCAGCUCCGCAGGCUGGAGCAACACCAGAGACAACUGCUGGAGCUGCAGCAACGCAGGGAGCAACAGAGCAGACCACUGGAGGAGGCAGAGCAGGAGAGGAAGAGGAGGGAGGAGGAGGAGCAGAGAAAGAAGAAGGAGGAAGCGGAAGAGGAAAUAAAGAGGAAUAAAGAGGAGGAGGAGAGGAAGAUGAGAGAGCAGGCAGAGAUAACAAAGAAGGAAGAGGAGGAAAAAUUGAGGAAAGAAGAGGAGCUGAAGCAGAGGAGAGACCUUGAACUACAACUGCAGCAGCAACAACAGGAGCUGAAGCAAAGGCAGCAAAUCAUGCAGUGGCAGCAAGAGCUGCAGCAGUCUAAUAAAGGUCAGACAGUAGUGUUGUCCCCCUCCUCUGGCCUCUGCACCAUCUAUGAAGCCCUGGAGAACAGUGAUGAAGAGGAGGUUGAAGAUGAAGAAGAGGGAAUAAAGGAGAUGGACCCCACUAAGGAGACGAAAGAGCCCAUGCAAGAGACAUCAAGUCAAGAGAUGCACAAAGACUGUGAAAGGGUGACGCCAGAGGAAGACAAACAUCAAGACUCUACAGUGUCAACUGAGAACCCUACUCCUCACACAGACUCCCCUCAGACACCCAGCACCCCCUCUCAGGACGGAGACAGCUCCUCCCCUUGCCCCCCCGGGUCUCCUGAGCGACCUCCACCCCUCGACCUGGACUGGGGGAAGAAAGUGGACAUAGUCCAGCAACUGAUCAAUCAGACCCUGCUGCUGAACGGAGAUGGCUGCUCCUCCCUUUUGCUGAUGCCAGGGGGGGCAGGAGGCACACUGAGCCCCCUGGAGAGCAGCCUGUGGCCCAGCUUGCUGCCUCCACUCACCCCUCCCUCUGCCACCGUCACCUCUGUCAGUAGCUUCUCCCCAGAGGCCACUGGAAGCUCCCCACAGGGAGAGUGGACAGUGGUAGAGCUGGAGACACAUCACUGAGGGACGUGAGAGUGUGAUGUAACUCACACAGUUUAAAUACAACAUCUGCAGUACUGUUCAACAUUAACACUCACACAGGGAUGAUGACACAAGUGCUGUCUAUACACACAUGAGAACACAAGAUUGUAAGGGGAACACACACACACACAAACAGGGUGAUAAACAUGUAAGCAGAGCGGCUCACAUUUACUGUACUGUCACUAUACACACAAUUAAGCACAUUAACAUUAACUUGUGGUGCAGCUGUGAACAGCUGUACAGACUGAAGUAAAUAUUUUGGCUGGGAAAGAAAUGCAGUUACUCCAAGAAACUUUUAAACAAGAUAAAAUAGAUCACUGAGAUCUAGAUGUCCACCACAUUGAAUGGUCAACAGAAAAUGACCAAAAAAAAAGAACCAAUGAUAGG